This is a messenger RNA of Lytechinus variegatus (green sea urchin), 2211 nucleotides long. RefSeq lists its product as uncharacterized. Gene Ontology annotation, molecular function: GTP binding; GTPase activity. Gene Ontology annotation, cellular component: cytoplasm; plasma membrane. The coding region runs from base 134 to 1237 and encodes 367 amino acids. The record is from RefSeq and is a predicted model, not a curated record. The transcript has 9 exons. Lineage: Eukaryota; Metazoa; Echinodermata; Echinoidea; Temnopleuroida; Toxopneustidae. Gene Ontology annotation, biological process: intracellular protein transport; vesicle-mediated transport.
CAGGAUGCCGUAAAUGUUGACGCCCUCUACGUUUAUUAUCUGAUGAACCAUUAAAAUAUCGAGAGAAGCGGAACUGAAGAUAACGGUAGGCGGGUGCAGCUUGUCCUCAUACUUAUGAUCAGAAGCUUCAGUCAUGGGUGCUUUUCAAAGUCUUUUCAAAAACCUAUUUGGGAAGAAGGAGAUGAGGAUAUUGAUGGUUGGCCUGGAUGCUGCUGGUAAAACAACAAUUCUAUAUAAACUCAAACUAGGUGAAAUUGUCACAACCAUUCCAACUAUUGGUUUCAAUGUGGAGACUGUGGAGUACAAGAACAUCAGCUUUACAGUGUGGGAUGUCGGCGGUCAGGAUAAGAUCAGACCAUUAUGGCGUCACUACUUCCAAAAUACACAAGGUCUCAUAUUUGUAGUAGAUAGCAAUGACAGGGAAAGAAUGGGUGAAGCGAAGGAAGAACUCCAUAGAAUGCUUAACGAAGAUGAACUACGAGAUGCAGUCCUCUUGGUAUUUUCAAACAAACAGGAUUUACCAAAUGCACUAGAUGCUAACGAGAUGAGAGCAAACAUGGGCUUGAACACAUUGCGUAAUCGGUCGUGGUACCUCCAAGCAACUUGCGCUACAUCAGGUGAUGGUCUCUAUGAAGGUCUGGAUUGGCUGUCCUCCGAAUUAAAGAAGAGGAAGAAUUCAACAGCUUCCAUCAUGGGUGCAUUUGCAAGUUUAUUCCAAAACCUAUUUGGGAAGAAGGAGAUGAGGAUAUUGAUGGUUGGUCUAGAUGCUGCUGGUAAAACAACAAUUCUAUAUAAACUCAAACUAGGUGAAAUUGUCACAACCAUUCCAACAAUUGGUUUCAAUGUGGAGACUGUGGAGUACAAGAACAUCAGCUUUACAGUGUGGGAUGUCGGCGGUCAGGAUAAGAUCAGACCAUUAUGGCGUCACUAUUACCAAAAUACACAAGGUCUCAUAUUUGUAGUAGAUAGCAACGACAGGGAAAGGAUGGGUGAAGCAAAAGAUGAACUUAAUAGAAUGUUGAACGAAGAUGAACUACGGGAUGCAGCCCUCUUAGUAUUCGCAAACAAACAGGAUCUACCAAACGCAGCCACCGUUGGAGAUAUCACUGACAAACUUGGCUUGAAUGGUUUACAUAGUCGACGGUGGUACAUUCAGAGCACAUGCGCUACAUCAGGGGAUGGUCUCUAUGAAGGUCUGGAUUGGCUGUCUAAUGAAUUAAAAAACACCAGGAAAUAACAUAUUUUUGUCUGUCAAUAUCUCUCUUUCCAUUUCACACUAAAUCCAUUCAUAAUUCCUUCUAGACCUUACCCUCAUAGCAAUUAAAAAGCCAAGUUGACCCAAACAUCAAUUGAUUUGAAUGCUAACAGAAAAUCACACAAGCAUAACAUUGGAAUUUCAUUAAGAUCUAGUGACAGCAUUAUGGCAUACUUUUUUCAUAAAACAUUGAUAUGUAUAAUUUGUUCAGUGUGUUAAUGAAAGGGAUUGUUUCAUCAUGCACUUUCUGCUUAUUUAUAAAGUCCUUUUUAUACAUUUGAAGAUUUUGAUUCAAAACAAUCUUCAUUUCAUUGGAAUACUUGUUAUUUACAGUAAUGGUUUUACAUGUUCCCUAGAGAACAUGCCAUAUUUUACACCAUGAAAGUUUGAGUGUUAUGCUUGUCUGAUUUUGGUGUAUUCAGAUUUAGUUGGACUUGGAUCUUAAUGGGGGAAUUCACUCUGAUAUUAAGUGGGUUUUCAACAGUAUAAGGAGAGAGCUUAUGAUUCGGUCAAGUCUUAGGAUAACUACGUGUAUAUAAUAUAUAUGAAUAAAUGUUUUAUUACUACCAAAUUGGAAAAUAGUAUUGAACAUGGACAAAAUAGAUUUUUUUGACAUCCAUAUAUCAGAGUCAAAUCACAUGAAUGAAAAGAACGCUAGAAUUUAAGCAGGGCCCGUUGUAUAAAGUUAAUAUUAUGGUAACUUUGCAAUCCAAUGGUAACUACCAUGGAAACGAUCAACAAUCAAUCAGAAUCAAGGAUUCUAUGCAAGUUAUAAUUGUAUGGCAAAGUAACCAUAAUGAUAACUUUUAUGCAACGGGGUCAGACUGUCUUUGCUCACUUCCUUUAAUAACUACUUUAUUAUUAAAAAUUCAUGUCUUAGUAUGGCUCUUUUGGCCUUGCAGGAAUUCAUGAGCAGGGGCAUUCAUUGGAUUUCUGCUAAUACUUUGAAAAUUAAA